AUGUCUGAAGAGGAAAUGCCGGAAAAACAUCACCAUAAAGAUAAGAAGAAUAAAAAGAAAAAGAAGAAAGAGAAGCAUAGUAAGAAAGAGAAACACAGUAAGAAGGAGAAAAAGAAGAAAAAAAAGAUUUCUUCAAGUGAGUCAUCAUCUUCAGAAGAAGAAUGGGUGGAAAAAAUCUCGCCAGAAGAAGCCUUGGCUAAAAAAGAUGCCAGCAAAUCUGUUGACUCAGAUGUAGAAGACGAAUUUGGACCUCUACCUAAAAGUCAUGGUACACUCACUCAUAGAGAAAUGGGUGGUGCACUGUUACCAGGUGAAGGUGCAGCAAUGGCUGCUUACGUUGCUGAGGGCAAACGUAUACCAAGAAGAGGUGAAAUCGGACUGACUUCAGAGGAGAUUGAAACAUUUGAGAGUGUUGGAUAUGUUAUGUCUGGCUCUAGGCAUAGGAGGAUGGAAGCAGUUCGUAUAAGAAAAGAAAACCAAAUUUACUCAGCAGAUGAAAAACGAGCUUUAGCUACAUUCAGCAAGGAAGAACGACAGAAGAGAGAAAACCUGAUUUUGGGACAAUUCAGAGAAAUGAUCAGCUCAAAACUGGCUGGGAAGAAACAGUAG
This is a messenger RNA of Acanthoscelides obtectus, 609 nucleotides long. The record is from the annotation of a GenBank genome assembly. Lineage: Eukaryota; Metazoa; Arthropoda; Insecta; Coleoptera; Chrysomelidae.